Molecule: messenger RNA, 600 nt
Organism: Psammomys obesus (fat sand rat)
Lineage: Eukaryota; Metazoa; Chordata; Mammalia; Rodentia; Muridae
Gene: Lsmem1
Product: leucine rich single-pass membrane protein 1
Exons: 3
Coding region: 1-402 (133 amino acids)
Source: RefSeq, a predicted model, not a curated record
AUGUCUCAUUCCUCCCAGGGUGCUGGAUCUCAUGGCACCCAUGAAGAAGGAAAACUCUAUGUUGUGGAUUCCAUAAAUGACUUAAACAAACUCAAUCUCUGUCCGACAGAAUCACAGCAUCUGUUCUCUUUCGAGGAGAAAACUGCAAAUGCUGGCACAACCCCAGGAAAUGGAAGCCGGGGUCUGUUUUUCGUGGGGCUGCUCCUGGUGCUGAUGGUCAGCCUGGCUCUGGUCUUCUUUGCCAUCUUCCUCAUAAUUCAAACAGGAAGCAAAAUGGAAGACGUGUCGCGAAGACUGACGGCCGAGGGGAAGGACAUAGACGACCUCAAGAAGAUCAACAGCAUGAUCGUGAAGCGGCUCAGCCAGCUGGACUCAGGGCAGCUGGACUCCGGGCAGGACUGAGAGGCCCCCAGGCCCCAGGGCUGCGUUAAGGGCCGGGACAGCGGUCUUUCAGGCACUGUUCCAGCUGCUGGUUCCGGGGAAGGGCGAGCUCUGCGCUUCAGCUUCGGUGGGGUAGCGUAGCCUGCAAAGAAGCAGCAGCGUGAGGAUUCAGCGCUUGGCCUGCAGCCCCUUUUAGGAAACGAGGUUGGUUUAGGAGAC